Topomyia yanbarensis is the source of this 3239-nucleotide messenger RNA. RefSeq names its product serine/threonine-protein kinase meng-po. The record is from RefSeq and is a predicted model, not a curated record. Lineage: Eukaryota; Metazoa; Arthropoda; Insecta; Diptera; Culicidae. Gene Ontology annotation, molecular function: ATP binding; protein serine/threonine kinase activity. The transcript is spliced from 6 exons. Bases 1060 to 2949 code for a protein of 629 amino acids. Gene Ontology annotation, biological process: peptidyl-threonine phosphorylation; peptidyl-serine phosphorylation.
CAUUUCUUCCGUUCGUCUCGAUCAAGUCGGUCGCGUUUUCUCGUUGAACAGUUGUUCCUUUGCGCAAGGGGAAAAUUUUCCGCUUCUCGGUGGAAAACGGCCUCCUAGCUAGUAGCUGGAGUAAGGCAACAGUUGUGGAGUGUGAUUUUGUUGAACCACAGGAGAAGUGUUCCAACGGGAUUCUAGUUCGUGCGUGCGGGUGCACCGCUAAGAAAUUUGAAAAAUGUGAAUUGCGAAGCCAUGUUGAGCAAGAGUGAAAGGGAAAAAUUGUCGGUGUUUAUAUAAAUUUAGAAUCGGUUGAAGCUCUACCCUCAUCUGAAUGCAGGCGGCCGAUUUGUAUAGUGGAGUACAGUGUGCGAAUGCUAAUUAGCUGGGUGUUCGGUUGUGUCGUUUUAUUCGUCGUUGAUACAUUUGUGGCUCACCAUUGCUAGUCAGGUUCUGGUGGUGAAACAAGUCGAACAGCUGAAGAACAUUCAGAGUGUACUGAUGUCUUCACACAGUGAAACCUGAAACCGAACGGCAGAUUUAGCUCAUAAGGAAAUUUCUUUCAAGUGCUUAAAAGAAAACAGCAACUGCUUUCCAUGUGCUCGUGAGGGCAAUAAAUUUCGCCUGAGAAAAUAAUCACAUCGCAAGUCAAACAUUCGGCGGCAGCAAGAAAACACGAACAUUUAUUCAUCGGUGUUUUUCUCGGUACUGGCUGUCCGGUGUUGUUCGAGAUCGUGAAACGUUGCAGAUAGUGUUCGAUUCGAUGACAAAUUGGUUGAAGCAUUUGCACUCGAUUAGCAAGAAUAGCACUAUUGCAGUGAAAGAAAACCAACAGCAGCACUCACGGAACUGGGUAGUGGUGGUAGCGGAUGCACCAGAGGCCGGCAAGUGAAGGAAACUCGCAAAACACACACCACACUGCACGGAGCGAAAGUGUGGUGGAAAUUCUCGGCCCCCGAUCAAGUCGACUAGAGCUACUGGUGGAACGUAAGAUCGACGCCGCGGCUUACCCAAGUCGUGCAGUCAGCCAGCAAUCAAUUCACCCGCCGCCAUUUGUGAGUGCCAAAUGAAACAAUGGCAGGACACGGAUCGACGGCCACUGGGAGGAAAUCCAACGGGAACAUUCACAAGAUCCGCGAGUUCGAGCUGGACAAGGUCACCCUUUCCGAUGAGUUCGACAUCCUGCAGAUCGUGGGUGAAGGCUGGUUCGGUAAGAUUCUGCUCGUCGAACAUCGGGCCACCGAUACGGAGAUGGUGCUGAAGCUGCUACCGAAACCGUUCGUGUCGCUGACGGAUUUCUACAAGGAGUUUCAUUUUAGCCUGCAUCUGGGUAACCACAAGAAUAUCGUGACCACGUACGAUGUGGCAUUCGAGACGGCCGGGUUCUACGUGUUCACGCAGGAGUAUGCGCCACUGGGCGAUUUGACUUCAAAUGUUUCGGACAGUGGGAUAGGAGAGUUACAUACGAAGAGGGUCGCUCGGCAGCUGGCUUCUGCUAUCGAUUAUAUGCACCAGAAGGAACUCAUCCAUCGAGACGUCAAAUUGGACAACGUGCUGGUAUUUCGUUCCGAUUUUGCUCGCAUUAAACUGUGCGAUUUUGGUGAAUCACGCCGCAUUGGGGAAGAGGUUCUGCGGCGGAAUGAAUGGUUACCGUACAGCCCACCGGAGGUGCUAACGGUGAAAACUGAUGAUAAAUACAAGACUGAUACUGCACACGAUGUUUGGCAAUUUGGGAUUGUAUGUUUCGUAUGCCUGACGGGAUGUCUGCCAUGGCAGAAAGCCUCCGCAGAUGAUCCCCGGUUCUACAGAUAUCAACAGUGGCACAAUGCCACACUGACGUUUCCAAUGAAACGAUGCCCCAAGCUGUUCAAGCUGCUGUCGGCAAGGGCUUGCAAAAUCUUUAAAAAGUUUCUUGAUCCUCGGCGAGAACGACGACUGAAGACGCUGAGCGAUGUGCAGAAGUAUCUGGAUGAUAGGUGGCUCGCAAAGAGUGCAGAAAAAGAAAUGGCCGAAAAUGAACCUGAUGAACUGUGUCCCUCCAUGUAUUCGUUUCACAGUAGUGUUGAAGAGAAGAAUCGGCUCCUGUCCACUUUGGCUCAAUGUGGCAUCGAAACUACGGUCGAUCGUAUUGCAAAGAAAAAUAGGAUCCGCGACUGGAUCCAAUCCUCGGUGAUCAUGGAGGAGGAAGAAGAGGAUGACUCUGGAUCGGCUACUCCGACAUCUACCGCUUCUAGAACGGCGGUUCCUGGUCAUGUCUCCUCGGUAGCGGCAAUGGAGCGGGCGGAAAAGAAGAUCAACACUACCGUUAAAGACGCUUCACAGAAGCACAUCGAUCCUAGGACGGGAACUGUCCAAGUGAGCCCCAGCGAGAUGGGCUCGGUAGCGGUCAACCAGUCUAUACAAAUUAAGAACGAUAGGAACAACAACCAGAAUGCGUCCAAACAACCACAGGAAAAUGGCAGCAAUUUCAACUCGGCACGAUUCUACGACGAAACUGUUCCGAUCAACCCUUUAGCAACGAGUAAUAGUGCUCCGAGUGCCCAAGGCUUGAUGAAGGCAUUUAAUUCCAUAGCAGCAGUAACUGUUCCAGAAGUGAACGGUUUUCACCGGAACAAUGGAACAAAUAACUCAGAGCACACCAUCCGAGACAGUGGCUAUGGAGGAUCUGUCGACAGUAGCCGACAACAACAACAACUGCAACAACAGGGUAAAAUGUCCGCGUUGACCAAACGAUCUCCAGCCCUAUCAAAACGUUCCGCCAUGAUCAAAUCGGAAAACACUACCCACGAAGAGGACGACGAGCUGGUUGAUCGUGAGUUUUCCAAUGACUUUGAUGAUCUCGAGCUGGAUCAGGGCUCCAACGAACGCCUGAGCGCGAUCAACGGGAGGCAAAACAUCACAACCACCACCACGACAACCACCAAAGACAGUCCGUAUGAUAGGUUCUUUUUUAGAAGGAAGUGAUCUACAGUAGACCAGCUGGCAGGUUUCAAAUGUUCUGAUUUACUCGCGCGCACCGUUUUUAUGCACCUAGUUUUCUUUUGUAUGUGGAUUAAGUCAACAGUACGAGAAGAAGAAGAGAAAGCAGAAAAGGCUACGAUUGGAUAGUGUUCUUUGUUGUUUGAAACAACCGCACCGGUGUUCGUUUCGUUCAACUGUGUGUUCUUUACAUCAUCAAUCACGGCACUUUUGGAGCACAUGACUUUAUGACUGUUAUUUUAUAAACAAAUGUAGAUUCGGAUAGUAAAAAUAAA